Messenger RNA from Sorex araneus (European shrew), 942 nucleotides. Its product is annotated as putative olfactory receptor 1F12P. Bases 1 to 942 code for a protein of 313 amino acids. Gene Ontology annotation, cellular component: membrane. Gene Ontology annotation, biological process: G protein-coupled receptor signaling pathway. The record is from RefSeq and is a predicted model, not a curated record. Gene Ontology annotation, molecular function: G protein-coupled receptor activity; olfactory receptor activity. The transcript has a single exon. NCBI's taxonomy places the organism in Eukaryota, Metazoa, Chordata, Mammalia, Eulipotyphla, Soricidae.
AUGGAGCUGGGGAACCACAGCAGCGUCUCAGAGUUCAUCCUCCUGGGUCUGUCCAGCCAGCCCGAGAGGCAGGAGCUGAUCUUUGGGAUCUUCCUAGCCAUGUAUCUUGUGGGGGCGGCAGGGAACCUGCUCAUCAUCCUGGCCAUCGGCUCUGACGCCCACCUGCACACGCUUAUGUACCUCUUCCUCAGCCAGCUCUCGCUGGUGGACUUCUGCUUCCUCUCGGCCACCGUGCCCAAGAUGCUGGUCAACAUCCACACACACACGCAGUCCAUCUCCCGCAGCGGCUGCCUGAACCAGAUGUACUUCUGCGUGCUGCUGGCCAUCAUGGACAACUUCCUCCUGACAGCCAUGGCCUAUGACCGCUACGUGGCCAUUUGCCACCCGCUGCACUAUGGCACCAUGAUGCGUGGCCGGGUGUGUGCCUUGCUGCUGGGCAGCUGCUGGCUGCUGGCCAACGCGCAUUCCCUGCUGCACACACUGCUCAUGGCCCGCCUGGACUUCUGCGCCAGCAACGUCAUCCCCUACUUCUACUGCGACCUUGUGGCCCUGCUCCAGAUCUCCUGCUCCGACACGCGGCUCAACCAGCUCAUGAUCCUGCUGGUGGGCGGCCUCAUCGUGCUCCUCCCCUUCCUGGGCAUCCUGGUCUCCUACAUCCACAUCGUGGCCGCCGUGCUCAAGGUCCCGUCCGCCCAGGGCAAGCGCAAGGCCUUCUCCACCUGCAGCUCCCACCUCACCGUCGUUGUCCUAUUCUACAGCACCAUCACAGGCGUCUACCUGAGCCCCUCGUCCUCCCACUCCGUGGACACAGACUCGCUGACCUCGGUGAUGUACAUGGUGGUCACCCCCAUGCUGAACCCCUUCAUCUACUGCCUGAGGAAUAAGGACAUGAAGGGGGCGCUGAAGAAACUGUUCAGCCUGAAAAUGUUCUCUGGGCUGUGA